AAAAAAGAUCAGGAAAAUUUUAAGUAGAAAAAAAAAUUGAAAAUUUAUUAAGUGAAAAGGAGUAUUUAAGUAAAUUAAAAAAUGAUUUAGGGAGUUUCAUAAGAAAUUUAAAUUCAAGAAGAGUUAAUUGAUUGUGAGCAUAAAGAUUUAAUUCAUAACGUUUUGUGCAAGAUUUGCUUCAUGCUUUUACAGAAACCCAUUUUAGUAUGCACUAAUUGUGGAUAUUUUGCUUGUAAGGGAUGCAUUAAGAAAUGGUAGAAGAAUACAUUAAACUAAACUUGCCCUUAAAAAUGCUCAUAAAAUUCUACUUUUCUUGAAAAGCAAAUACCACAAUUAGAAAAAGUAUUCAAUUGGUUAUCGAUUAAGUGUCCAAACUCAUUAAAUGAAGAUCCUUCUUAAUAAUGUAAUGUAGUGAUGAAAUAUAAUGAAAUUAAUUAACAUGUUCCAAACUGCUAAUUUACUUUAGUCAAAUGUAGAUUUGCAAAUUGCUAAAAGUUAGUUUGCAAAAAAGAUUUAGAUCAUCAUCAAAAAAAUUGCGAAUUCAACAAAAUUAAAUGUAAAUACUGCUUAAAUCCUUUAAAAAUAGAAGAAUAGGAUAAACAUUUGUAAGAAUGUGAUCACAGAAUUAUUAGUUGUCCCAAUUAAGGGUGUUCUAGCAAAAUGUAAUACUUAAAAAGAAAUGUUCAUUUGGAUCAAUGCAAGUUUAGAUUGAUAGAUUGUACGUAAUGCUAAUAAAAGAUUUAAUUUAAGGAUCUAGAUCAUCAUACGCUAAAUUUAUGCAUAAAUAGAUUAAUAUAAUGCCCUUAGUGCAGCUCUUAGAUAAUAAAAAAAGACGAAUAAUAUCAUUUAAAGCAAGAUUGUCCAAGCAGAAAUGUAUUUUGUGAAAAUUGCUUAUAAGGAAUGAAGUUUACAGAUUUAUAAAGACAUAGUGAAAAUGAUUGCAUACAAGCAUUAAAAUAAAGAUUAGAUAGCGCAUAAGCAAAAAAAGACGAAUGCAUUGAAUAAAUAAAGGAAAUUUCAUAAUAUCUUAACUAAAAUUAGAAUAUAUGA
Molecule: messenger RNA, 1050 nt
Organism: Tetrahymena thermophila SB210
Lineage: Eukaryota; Ciliophora; Oligohymenophorea; Hymenostomatida; Tetrahymenidae
Product: TRAF-type zinc finger protein
Exons: 1
Molecular function (GO): zinc ion binding
Source: RefSeq, a predicted model, not a curated record